AUGUUGUCACCCGAAGAUCAGCAAGUACAAAUAUGCCUACUGAAAUCCAAUUUAGAGGAAAUUGAAAGUAGCUUGGUUGUUCAGCGCUCAGCUCUGCCCGAGCUCGACGAAGAAAAUGAGAAGCAGUACAGAGAGACAAUGGUGGCGUUGAAGAUAUCGCGCGCGCAGAACGAGCAGAUAGAGCGGCUCAAGCAGGAAAAUGUUCGACUAACAGCGAAACGUACGCAGCUGAAACACCAGUGCGAGGGGUUGGCAGAGGCCCUCCAGGCGGCACGCGAGAGCCGAGGCCGGCUAAUCGACUUAAUCAGCGACGAGGAACACGCCGAUGAGAGUAACAUACGCGCCUACGAAGACUCGUUGGGACAUAAGGCAGAGCGAUUUAGGCAGACUCGGAGUUUCUACGACGAAGACCAGAUGACUCGGGAAUUCGAAGAGGUUAAUAAAACGAACUGCGAGCUCGAGACUGAAGUCGCACGGCGUCAACAAAUCGUUGGCGAGCUCAAGAAGAAACUUGAAACUAUGAUACCGGAGGUUCCUGAAAACUUGCCUGUAGCCAUGGGGAAAAUGGAGCUAGCCGAGAAAUUGAAAUUGCUCAUGAAAAGAAAAGAAGAUCUUCGCCUGAAAGUGAAUGGUCUGAAGAAGAAGGAGUCUUGCCUUAAUAUUUCACCGUAA
Cydia amplana is the source of this 672-nucleotide messenger RNA. RefSeq lists its product as uncharacterized. The transcript is spliced from 6 exons. The coding region runs from base 1 to 672 and encodes 223 amino acids. The record is from RefSeq and is a predicted model, not a curated record. NCBI's taxonomy places the organism in Eukaryota, Metazoa, Arthropoda, Insecta, Lepidoptera, Tortricidae.